AUGGCGCCUACCAAUCAACCGUUUACUUUGCGUUCAAUUCUUGAGAAAGAUAAGUUGAAUGGAACAAACUAUGCGGAUUGGAUCCGCAACCUGAGAAUUGUUCUCAGGGCUGAGAAAAAGGAAGAUAUUCUAGACACCCCAUUACCUGUAGAGCCUACUGAUAAUGCACCCGCUGCUGAGAAAAACGCUUACAAGAAGGCAUGUGAUGCUGAUCUUGAAGUGAGUUGCCUUAUGCUUGCUUGUAUGGAACCAGAUCUGCAGAUGCAGUUUGACAACAACCAUGCAGCGUACGAUAUGAUCGUGGCGCUCAAUGAUAUGUUCCAGACUCAAGCCAGGACUGAAAGGUUCAAUGUCUCAAAGGCUUUUGCUGAAACCAAGCUAGCAGAGGGCGCAACAGUAGGGCCACAUGUGAUCAAGAUGGUUGGUUACACUCAAAGGUUGGAGAAGCUGGGCUUCCCAAUUGGCCCAGAGUUGGCUAUUGAUUUCAUUCUCACGUCUCUUCCACCUAGCUAUGGGAACUUCAUCUUGAACUACCAUAUGCAUGGGGCGGAAAAGGGCUUGAAUGAAUUGUGUGGCAUGCUUAAAACUGCAGAGGCUGAUAUCAAGAAAGGUGCUGGCAGUAGCCAUGUGAUGGCGGUCCAAAAUAAGCCCCGAUUUAAAAAGAGGGGCAAUUCUUGGAAGAAGAAGAAGGGCAAGGCUAAAGGUGAGGCUAAAGGUGAGAACUCUAAGCCAAACCCACCUGCGCCCAAGGCUGGACCAACUGCUGACACUGAAUGCUAUCAUUGUAAGGGGAAAGGUCACUGGAAGAGGAACUACAAGCUGUACUUAGAAUCCAUGAAGGAUAGCGGCGAUAAAGGUCAUAUAAGUGAGAAUCGCAUGAAGAGGCUCCAUGCUGAUGGGCUUUUAACUUCGUUUGAUUUUGAAUCAUACGAGACAUGUGAGGCUUGUUUGCUAGGGAAGAUGACCAAGGCGCCUUUCACAGGAUAUUACUUUUACAACCAAUCAGAGGGCAAAGUGUUUGUUGCUCGGAACGGUAUUUUCUUAGAGAAAGAGUUUCUCAAAAGAGAGAAAAGUGGACAGAAGGUGUAUCUUGAAGAAGUUCAAGAUGAGCAAACAGGGAAGGACUCUACGAGUGAUGCUAAUGUAGCAAAACAAGUUGAGAUACCCAUGGCAGUAGAGGCACCGCCACAACCACGAAGUUCAGCAAGAAUCCAUGAGGCACAUGGGGAAUUGUUAUUGUUGGACGAUGAUGAACUUGCGACAUAUACGGAAGCAAUGAUGGACCCAGAUUCCGAGAAAUGGCAAAUCUAUGGAGGUGAGGAAGAGCUCGUUGUAAAUGGUUACACCGAUGCUAGCUUCCAAACUGACACGGAUGAUUCACAGUCUCAAUCAGGAUAUGUGUUCACAAUAAAUGGUGGUGCGGUUAGCUGGAAAAGUUCCAAGCAGGAGACUAUGUCCGAUUCUACAGCAGAAGCCGAGUACAUCGCAGCUUCUGAAUCUACGAAGGAAGGUGUUUGGAUGAGGAGGUUUCUCAUUGAACUUGGUGUGUUUCCAAAUGCAUGUAGCCCAUUGAAUCUGCAUUGUGAUAGCAAUGGGGCUAUAGCACAGGCCAAGGAGCCAAGGAAUCACCAAAAGAACAAACAUGUACUUCAGAAAUUUCACCUCAUUAGAGAGUUCAUUAGUAGAGGUGACAUCAAGAUGUGCAAGAUACACACGGAUUUGAAUGUUGCAGAUCUUUUGACAAAGGCUCUUCCAUAG
Miscanthus lutarioriparius is the source of this 1758-nucleotide messenger RNA. Lineage: Eukaryota; Viridiplantae; Streptophyta; Magnoliopsida; Poales; Poaceae. The record is from the annotation of a GenBank genome assembly.